AUGGAGCCCAUCGAAAUCAUCGAACCUCUUGGCUUCCGAGCCCAAGUGUCUUCCAUGCAGCCUCUGGGAGAAACACCGAUCACUCGCAAGGACGGAUCCAACCACCCUGUGACGGAUCCGUCAUCUUCGGUAAGAAACCGUAAUGCAGUUGGUAACCACACUGACCCUGGUCGUGUGACUUUGAAUGCAGGUGUUAACAUGACAACAUCCGCGUUGGAGCAAAUGCGGGAACAUGGGCAACCCAACCCGGACGCCAGAACGUCAGGAACUCUUCGACAAGAUGGAACGACCAUCACCGGAGGACAACAUGCUCGAACCAUCUUCAGCACGCCGGGCGUAACAAUGAGCAAUGCCGCCGUUGGAGGCGCACAACCUACCAUACUAGGGCCAAAUCAGACAGCCACGCCGCCAACUCAGCAAUACGCUAGUAGCAGGAAACUUGAAAAGAUAUCGGAGGAUCUCUACGCCGUGGUGAAACAGCGUGGCGAGCCUCUUCGAGAUUACAUCAGCCGAUUCAAUAAAGAGAAGGUGUCCAUCACCAAUUGCAACACCCAAACGGCGGUCACCGCCUUCCGGAAGGGUCUUCUGCCCGACUCAGACCUCUACAAAGAUCUCACCAAAUACCCCUGUAGAACAAUGGAGGACGUCCUUGCCAAGGCGUGGGCACAAAUCAAAUGGGAGGAAGAUCAAUACAGCCACCACCGAUCCUCACCAAGCGGAAACACUAGAAGAGACUCCAGGGUAGACAGAAGGACAAAUGAUAGGCGGUCUGAGCCGUACCCAUCUUCACGACACGAAUACAGAAGGAGACAGCAUGACCAACCUUACGAGACGCGACCACGUGAGAGGGCCAAGAUCCCAGAGUACAACUUAUCUAUCUCGCCAGCCGAGGCGAUCUUAGCUCUCAAGAAUCUAGGCAAUAAAGUCAAAUGGCCGGAAAGGAUGAGGGCACCAGCUGACCAGAGGGACAGAUCCAAAUGGUGUGAGUUCCAUGCAGAUCAUGGGCACCGGACAGAGGAUUGCAUCGCCCUCAGAUUGGAAGUGGCCCACCUAUUAAAUCAAGGCCACCUCACUGAUUACCUGACCGAAAAGGGCAAACUUACCUUACAACAAGGAAGGGAUAAGCAAGAGAAGCACAGAGACGACAGCCCGCCAGACCCACCACAUCAUGAAAGAACUCUGAAUGUGAUAUCCGGAGGCUCCGAAGUCAGCGGAAUCACCCACUCAGCCGCCAAGAGACACGCCAGACAUGCUAGAUCAAGCAAAACAGGGGCUCUGCCUUCCGGCAAAGCUGGACCAACGGAUCCAACCCUGACAAUCAGCUUUGCAACAUCCGAAUCAGACAAGCUUCUACACCCUCAUCAUGAUGCUUUAGUUAUUUCCAUUUAUAUUGCUAACUGUUUAACAAAGCGUGUGCUAAUAGACAAUGGUAGCUCUGCCAAUAUUUUGUUUUUCAGUGCAUACAGGGAGAUGGGUUUGGACGAGUCCAAGCUAAUCAAGAAAGCGGCCGUACUCGUUGGCUUCAGUGGCGAGAGUACGACAACUGCAGGGGAGAUCGAUCUUCCCGUUUACACAGAGGGAGUUAACCUUUCCACUAGGUUUCUCGUGGUAGACGCCCCAUCAGCAUACAACGUCAUCCUAGGUCGUCCAUGGAUCCACGAAAUGGAAGCAGUACCAUCUACCUAUCAUCAAGUCAUACGAUUCCCAACCAAGUGGGGAGUUAAGGAGAUCAAGGGAGAGCAGAAGGACUCCAGGGCGUGCUACCAAACCACUAUGAAGGCGAAAAACACAUCCUUAUAG
Molecule: messenger RNA, 1800 nt
Organism: Salvia miltiorrhiza (redroot sage)
Lineage: Eukaryota; Viridiplantae; Streptophyta; Magnoliopsida; Lamiales; Lamiaceae
Exons: 2
Coding region: 1-1800 (599 amino acids)
Source: RefSeq, a predicted model, not a curated record